Molecule: messenger RNA, 1046 nt
Organism: Anopheles coustani
Lineage: Eukaryota; Metazoa; Arthropoda; Insecta; Diptera; Culicidae
Product: lipase member I
Exons: 7
Coding region: 7-966 (319 amino acids)
Biological process (GO): lipid metabolic process
Molecular function (GO): lipase activity
Source: RefSeq, a predicted model, not a curated record
UCAACCAUGAAGAGUUUAAAAAAUCCAAGAGUAUGGGUGGGCAUGAAGCCGGUGCGGGCGCAUCUGGACACGGCCAAGUUUAUGUUCUUCUACGGUCCAAAGUUCGAAGAUCAUGAAACUUACUCCCUGGAGAAGGCCGAGGACAUCCUGCUGCACGGUCAGUUCGAUAAGAACAAAAAAACCGUAAUGUACUUCCACGGAUACAUCGAGACGCCCGAGGUGGAAAGUGUUCACGUCAUCGCCGACGCGUACCUGAAGCGGGCAGAUCACAACAUCAUCAUCCUUGACUGGGCUCAGCUCGCCGACGGCAACUAUCUGCUCGAAGCGGUCCCCAACUGCAAGAAGCUCGGAAGUUACCUCGGCACGGUGGUACUGCGUAUGGCCAACGCUGGGCUGGAUGUGAACAAACUGCACCUUGUGGGCCACUCGCUCGGUGGUCAGCUGGCCGGCUACAUUGGUCGAACUGUGAUAUCGCAAUCCGAUAAGCAGAUCAAGCUCAACAGAAUUUCGGCCCUGGAUCCCGCCUUCCCACCGUUCUAUCCGGGCAUUUUCGCUACCGCCCUCAGCUCCAAGGACGCCAACUUUGUCGAUGUCAUCCACACCGAUGCCUGGCUGUACGGCGCCCCGGUCAGCACGGGGACGGCCGAUUUCUGGCCGAACAAUGGUAAAACCCUGCAACCGGGCUGCCCGAAGCGGAACUACAAACUACUCACGGACAACGACUUGUGCAGCCACCGGCGGUCGUGGUGGUUCUGGGCAGAAAGUGUCGCCGAAAGCAACGUACCCUCAUUCCACUCGGUCCGCUGUAAGUCGUGGGACGAUUUUAAGGACGGCAAGGUGGACCGCUCGGCCGCCGUCGUACAGAUGGGAAUCGAUUGCAGCCACGACGCCAAAGGAGAUUAUUACCUGCAGACCAACGGUGCCUCGCCGUAUUCCAAAGGAGUGACCGGCGCGAAAUAUGAAUAGCGUUGGCGACACUGCACUAGCUUAAGAUUCCAAGUUACCCGUGUACAAAAUGGUUUUUUAGUAAAAAAAUAUCAGAAUUU